Calypte anna (Anna's hummingbird) is the source of this 1301-nucleotide messenger RNA. RefSeq names its product NADH:ubiquinone oxidoreductase subunit A9 (gene NDUFA9). Bases 50 to 1192 code for a protein of 380 amino acids. The transcript is spliced from 11 exons. Gene Ontology annotation, molecular function: protein-containing complex binding. Lineage: Eukaryota; Metazoa; Chordata; Aves; Apodiformes; Trochilidae. Gene Ontology annotation, cellular component: mitochondrion. The record is from RefSeq and is a predicted model, not a curated record.
GUCCCUCUCCGCGCCCCGUCCGCCGCGAGGGUUGCUGGGUAACGGCAAGAUGGCGGCUGUGGCGCUCCGCUCCCGGGCUCCCCGCGGCCUCUUGCUGCCAAGGGCAGGGCCUGGCACCUCUGUGUUAGCUGCAGCACCAUCCGUGUUGCAGCAGCACCGCCAAGUUCAUCAUGCAGUGGUCCCUCGUGGAAGAAGUGGAAGAUCCUCUGUUAGUGGCAUCGUGGCCACUGUCUUUGGGGCCACAGGUUUCCUAGGACGAUACGUUGUCAACCGUUUAGGUCGCAUUGGAUCUCAAGUGAUCAUCCCCUAUCGCUGUGAUCAGUAUGACCUCAUGUAUCUGCGGCCCAUGGGUGACCUGGGGCAACUUCUCUUCUUAGAGUGGGACUGUAAGGACAAAGACUCCAUCCGAAGAGCCCUGGAACACAGCAAUGUGGUCAUUAAUCUUGUUGGAAAGGAAUGGGAAACAAAAAACUUCUCAUUUGAAGAUGAAUUUGUAAAUAUUCCUAAAAGCAUUGCACAGAUAGCUAGGGAAGCUGGUGUGAAAACAUUCGUUCAUAUUUCUCACCUGAAUGCUAGCAUGAAGAGUCCUUCCAAAUACCUCAGGAAUAAAGCUGUUGGAGAGAAAGUAGUGAGGGAAGAAUUUCCAAAUGCUAUCAUUUUGAAGCCGGCUGAGAUGUUUGGGAGAGAGGACCGAUUUCUCAAUCAUUAUGCAAACAUGCGCUGGUUUGGUGGUGUGCCUCUUAUUGCUCUGGGCAAGAAGACAGUGAAGCAACCAGUAUAUGUGGUUGAUGUAGCAAAGGCAAUUAUUAAUGCAAUUAAGGAUCCUAAUGCUAAAGGACAAACAUACGCCUUGGCUGGACCUAACAGGUACCUCCUUUACGACAUGGUGGAAUACAUCUAUGCAGUUUCAUUUCGAACCUUUAUUCCCUAUCCACUUCCUCGCCCCCUCUACCAUUUAAUUGCAAGAUUCUUUGAGAUGAAUCCGUUUGAACCAUGGUUAACACGAGACAAAGUGGACCGGUUUCACAUAACAGACAUGACACAUCCUGACCUUCCUGGUUUUCAAGACCUGGGUAUUCAGCCAGCAUCACUAGAACAAAAGGCAAUUGAAGUUCUGCGCCGCCACCGCAGAUUCCGCUGGUUGGAUGCUGAGCUUGAGGAAGCAAAGCCAGCUAAGACAUAUCCCAUGUAACAGCUGAUAAGGUGGUUACUUAGUGAUUCUUAAACUGCCUUGUUAUCACCCAAUUUGUCUGGAGAACUGUGUACAUACUGAGUAAAAUACAUGAGUUAUAUAAAUUACA